AUGAAGGCGAUUCUAUUACUUCUUAUUGUUAUCAAUGUCAGCGAUGCUUUCCUACAUUUCAGCAAAAACAAAACACAAGUAACAAAUGACCAUCGCAUCCUCGCCAACGUUAAAAUCUACUCAAAUCUUGCAGAAAUCAUUCAACCACUCGGAAAACUACCUCUCGAGUUCUCCGAAGAUGACUGGAGAGAUAUUCGUUCCGAUUCACUUACACUCGUCGGCUCCAACGUCACGGUCACACAACAAACUAUCACCGAAAAAAAACAGUCACUCAACAACGCUCAUGUCUUCGUUCGUGCGCCUUCAUCAUCCAACACCGAAAGCAAAUUCGUCAAAGCCACACUCGUCGAUGAAAAGCGAAAUCUCGUCAAGCUCAUCGACAAAGAUAUCAGUAAAGAGCCGAUCUAUUUCACUGCUUCAUCUGAUCACAUCGUAUAUGAAAGUGAUCCACCACAAUCGAAAUACUAUGUGAACUUUACAUUCGACACAAGUGAUGCCGUGUAUGUGAGUUAUCUUCGAUCAAAUCUCAACUGGAAGACCCGAUAUCAACUGAAUUUGUUUGACGAAUCGAAGAGUGUUGUUUUGAUCUCGAUGGCUGACAUUCGAAAUGAUGGUCAAUCACGAGUUGACAUUGAACAUGCUGAAUUAUUGGGCGGUGACAUCAACUUGCAAAUACAUUCGAAUUUAUAUUGGAAAUCAGGCCCCUCAAUGCACGAAGGAGCUGCGUUCGAUAAUUCUGCUGGGAUAGGUGUGGCAAGUAGAAAAUCUUUUGUGCCAAGCGUCGGUCAAGGCGAAGAAGUUGCUGGCUUAUACGUCUUUACGGUCAGCACUCCUUUUUCUAUUGAAGGAAGAACUAACUAUCUGUUGCCGAUGUUUCGCCCACGUGUUACCAUUGAGCGAUUCGCCUUAAUUUCAAAAUAUUUUAGCACUGCUGGCGCAUCGAAUGGCAAAGCUCAGCGAUCGUACCGUCUAUUGUCUGAUCGAUUUUUGUCGAAAGGAAACUGUGUCAUUCGUGAAUAUGAUCGUCUUGUCGGUGAAACAUCAUUACCAAACUUAGCCGCCAAGAAUUCCUAUGAUUUUUCAAUUGGCGAAGAUGCGGACGUUGUUUACAAGGAAAAUGUUACUCUGAUAUCUUCGCAAGCUUUGAGCUCUGUGAGCAGUUCAUAUCAUGGAACACAGGGACAAAUAAAAACAACAUAUAAUGUAAACUUGUACAUCAAAAGUUAUAAAAAUCGUCCAUUUAAACUUGAAUAUCAACAACAUGUACAUGCAAGUUCAGUCAAACUGAUCGAACCACGCACGAAUUUUACACUCGAAAAUUCAGCUGUCAAAUAUAGAACAACAUUAGCAGCGAAUGAAGAAAAAGUUUUAUCCUAUAAACUUGAAGUGGUUAAUUAA
Messenger RNA from Adineta ricciae, 1398 nucleotides. NCBI's taxonomy places the organism in Eukaryota, Metazoa, Rotifera, Eurotatoria, Adinetida, Adinetidae. The record is from the annotation of a GenBank genome assembly.